Molecule: messenger RNA, 1400 nt
Organism: Nannospalax galili (Upper Galilee mountains blind mole rat)
Lineage: Eukaryota; Metazoa; Chordata; Mammalia; Rodentia; Spalacidae
Gene: Mrps7
Product: mitochondrial ribosomal protein S7
Exons: 5
Coding region: 150-878 (242 amino acids)
Biological process (GO): translation; ribosomal small subunit assembly
Cellular component (GO): ribosome
Molecular function (GO): mRNA binding; structural constituent of ribosome; rRNA binding
Source: RefSeq, a predicted model, not a curated record
CCGAGUGUUUUCUGUGGGUUCUUCCGUGGGGGCCGCCCGAUCAAUGGCGUGGAAUGCGGCGUGACGAUCCCGUGGCGUCUCUAACCCGGAGCGCGCCGCUCGUCAGGCGCGCCGAGGGCAGCCCUCUGGGGUCCUUGUAGCCAGCCAAGAUGGCCGCAUCCGCUCUGCGGGUUGCGCCGCAGUGGUCCGGGCUGGUCCUGAGUAUACGGCGUGCCGUGUGCAGGCUCCCAGGGCUAACCCAGGUGAGGUGUGUCCGCUAUGCUCCUGAAUUUAAAGAUCCCUUGAUUGACAAAAAUUAUUACCAGAAGCCUGUGACGGAACUCACCGAAGAGGAAAAAUAUCACCAGGAGGUCAGGACGACCCAGCUCAUCAAAGCUGCCCCAUCGACGCACACAAGCUCCGUGUUUGCAGACCCAGUCAUCAGUAAAUUCACCAACAUGAUGAUGAAAGGAGGAAAUAAAGUACUGGCCAGAUCCCUCAUGGCCCAGACUCUAGAAACUCUGAAAAGGAAGCAGUUUGAGAAGUACCAUGCUGCUUCUGUGGAGGAACAAGCAAACAUUGAACGCAACCCCUACAAGAUCUUCCACCAGGCACUGAAAAAUUGUGAGCCUGUGAUUGGGCUCGAAUCCAUCCUCAAGGGGGGCCAUUUCUACCAGGUCCCUGUGCCUCUGGUUGACCGCCGUCGCCGCUUCCUGGCCAUGAAAUGGAUGAUCACAGAAUGCCGAGAGAAUAAGCACCGGCGGACACUGAUGCCAGAGAAGCUGUCACAUGAGCUGCUAGAGGCUUUUCACAACAGGGGUCCCGUGAUCAAGAGGAAGCACAACAUGCACAAGAUGGCAGAGGCCAACCGGGCACUGGCCCACUACCGCUGGUGGUAGCCCGAAAGAAGAGGUAGAAAGCCCAGGACAUUGCUGCAAGAAACCACUUGAGCUAUUGCCCCAGUGGAAAGUACCUGUGAGUAAAGGAUGACUUUGCUUUUAAGGAUGGAGGGGCACGUGUGUAAUACAAUCUUAGGUCCCACCAGUGAACCCCUUUCAAGAUUUUCCAUACCAACUAGAAAUUGAGCGAAGUACAACUUGAAGGAAUGAUACUGCCCUUCACAGAAAUGAAGACGGGGCCACCUGCAGUCAGUUAUCUCAGGUGCAGUCGCAGGUGUGCUACAUCCACCCUUUCUUUGGGAUUAGAAUUGGUUUCCCUGCUCUACCCCCUUGUAAAGAGGGAGCAUAGCUUAGAGAUUUUCUCCAAGACACCAAGGCCCCAUCUUCUCUUUCCUCAGCCUGUGGGUUCACCUUUGGAUGCUAUGAAAGGAAGCAGUUUUGGUUUCAGAAAAGGUUUAUUAGAAAAUCCUCACCCUAGCCUGAGGAGGCACUGCUACACAUUAAACCUGACUGGAAGAAACA